GGACCCCUGGCAACUCCAAUUGGCAGUUAGUACACGUAGCUGGCGACGAACACUGGAAGGGGAAAAAUCGAGUUGCCGGCGAAGGGGACAAGCCCGGUUGGUCUGGGCCUGUAUGCCAUGAACUACUAACCGUACGUCCAGUAUAAACUCGACUCUACCCUCAAACACACUGAGUAUUCCCGAUAAAAGUGACUAAUAGGAGGCAGUAUCCAACCCCUUGGAGUUCAUCAAGUCAUCGUCUCGAGUUUCGCCAGAUUAAUCAAAUAAAAACAUGUCAAACCCCGUGAGCCCAUCGUUGAAGGACCUCCCCAAGGUCUCGCUCGACCUGAAGAGCGAGCUCGAGGGCUUCAAACACGACUGCAUGAAGAAGGCGCCCACCAUCGUCAAAGACGUCCUGCCAUCCGCAGAAGACGUACGACAGGAACGACAGCAUUCAGACUUGAUUCACGACGUGGAGACGUUUAAAACCGGAAAAUUGAAGCACGCAGAUACGAAAGAAAAAAUAGUAUUGCCAAAUGCAAAAGACGUUGCUGCUGAGAAAACACAGCAGACUCUUCUCUCCGGUAUCGAGGCGUUCGAUACGACCAAGCUGAAGCACACAAAAACUGAGGAGAAGAAUCCCCUUCCCGACAAGACCGCUAUUGAGCAGGAGAAAGGAAAGCAGCAGUUCAUUUCCGGGAUCGAGAACUUUGAUCCAGCCCAGCUGAAGCACGCUGAGACACUGGAGAAGAAUCCCUUGCCAACCAAAGAGGCUAUCGCCGAAGAGAAAAUAGCAGCUUAAACGUUCCACCAUCGUAUUAAGAAUCAUCGAAGCGUUUGCCCGACAUUUUCAUAUUUCUUUUCAAUUAUCUAACGUCUUAAUGAUUUACAAAUAUGUUACCACAAGCAAAAGUGUAAAAACGCGAAGAAAAGGCAAUUCAUCGCGUUUGAGCGUUAGCGAACACCACAACAAGGACAAAAGUGUCGGUGAAAUUAUUUAAAUUCGCUUAUUAAUGGUAAAAAACGUUAUUUAGAAGUUUUUGAAUCAAGAAAGGACGAAAAACAUGAAAGUUAACUGUCACUGCGAAAAAAAAGGCUGUCAAAAAAACUGCCCGAAUGGCCAGUAUUUAUCCCAACGGAAUUGGUGCAAUUUGAUGGAUCUGCGUAUUUUUAUAUGAAUCCCAGGGUCUUCUUAAAUCAUCCAAUACCACAAAUGCGCAGGAAAUUGAAUUAAUAAGGUCAUUUCAGUAACAAAUAAUGGAAUAAAAUGAGAUGAGUGAAGUCAAA
This is a messenger RNA of Diachasma alloeum, 1266 nucleotides long. RefSeq names its product thymosin beta (gene cib). Bases 272 to 781 code for a protein of 169 amino acids. The transcript has 6 exons. Lineage: Eukaryota; Metazoa; Arthropoda; Insecta; Hymenoptera; Braconidae. The record is from RefSeq and is a predicted model, not a curated record. Gene Ontology annotation, biological process: actin filament organization. Gene Ontology annotation, molecular function: actin monomer binding. Gene Ontology annotation, cellular component: cytosol.